AUGGCCCUGUACCAUCACUCCUCCCACGACUUGAAGAACAACAAGAAGAACCCGGACCAACAUCGGGAUCUCCUACGCUCGACAAAGCCAGGCACUGCUUUUGGUGCUGUACGCAAAAAACUUAUCAAGAGCAUCUCACACAAUAACAGUAGUGACCAGCCGUCACGUAUCUCUGUUGGCAACAGUGAAGAAGAAGUUGCAAGACGAGCCGAAUUGAGGCGGAUUAUGCGCUUGAGAAUUCGAGAUCAGCUCGAAUCAGACGAGGCUGAAGAUCAAUUAGAAAGCAAACCAACAAUUAGUAUUCGGCGUGUAGCUUCAUCUGCCGACAGUUCUCCGCCAGUUUCGGGACCUCGAGAUGCUAUUGAGUUUGGUGUCAACAAUUCUUCCUCCAGUAAUGGGCAACCCGCUCGACUUGAUCAAGAAAGGCGCGACCAUGGCCCCCCUGAGGAUCUUGGAGGACCCCAAAAGAGUUCCAAUGCCCCGGAGAGAGCUUCUUCAGAGCAGCCCGACGUGGAAGGUAGAAAUGAUGACUCAAGUGAAGAUGCUGUUAUUCAAAGACCCUUGGCGAUACACCCCUCGGCGCACAUCUCAAUGGCCGAUGACCUCGGCCUCUCCCCUUCCCAAAAAUCUUUCCAGCUUUCCAAUAGAUUUGGGCGCCUUGAUCGAAUACUGGGACCAGACAGCAGUUUCAACAAUCGCCAAGCUUCUUCCGGAGAUGGCCAGUCUGCACUUGGUGUUUGGCUCAUAGCCCAGGGUCUCCGCUCACGAGAUAACUCAGACAUUUUCUUUGACGAAGACGAAGAUGCGCAAACCAGAAACAUAAAUGGAAAAGCCGCAUACAGCUCUCCUGUCGUGGGAAGGGAAAAGAGCUUGUUAGCAUCUGGAACCCAGGCGACGCCUGAGACAAGGGAUUGCCAUCAACAAGGAUCAGCUUUUGUCAACCCACCUAGGGAACUAGAUCCUCAGUGUCAGCUCGAACCCAGUAUUCAGAAGGAUUUUGACGACAACUUGGCCUUCUCCGGAGAGAUACCAUGGGGCUCGACUAUGUGGGUAUACUAUCCAUUGGAACAAAUCAGAAAGCUAACGAAGAGGGCAGGGCGAAGCCGGGAUUCUCCUCGAGACAAGGGCAACCUGAAUAGCCAAAACCACAGGCUUACGCAUAUAGGAGCUACCCACUCGAAGACUCGCUCUCACGGAGUUAUCAGCAAUGUCCAGUCUGAAGCAGAUGCAGCCUCCAUGGCUCAGUCAGAGUCUGCCAGCUUUGUUCAGCGCGAAGCCGAGCUAAGGACAAUCAAAAGGCGAUUCAGCGAAGCAUUGACUCAAAAGAACCCCGAAAAAACAGUGUUCACACGUUUCCGUGAGAAUUUCUCUCACUCAGGCGCUCGAUCGCCGGUCAAGAAACCCUCCACAAGUAAUGUUUGCCUAACAAUUCCAACGAGUCACUUUAGAGCCAAGUCUGAAGGCUCCAUAUACCGGCAUGUUAAAGACCAUCGGGGUGCCCCUCGAGAACAAAAGUUUCUUCUGGUACCCACAGAAAGGACGAAGGUUCACGAAAAGGGAGCCAGUGACAGAUCAACGAGACGUUCGAACAUGAGCAUUCGCCCAUACAUGAGCAGACUGCCUACAGAGGAGUAUAGAAAGCCAAGUUUGGAACGUCAAGAAAGUGCAACGGAUUUAUGGCAGCGCGCUGUUAGACUUGAAGCUGAAAGCAGGCAUAGCGGCAGCUUUUUGAACACGCCAAAUCAUGAUCAGAGAAGCCUUUCCUCUAACAGAUCCCUAAAGAGAACAGCCGCCGCUCGGAAUAGCAACAAUAGCAUCCAUGAUGUGAGACGAGAAAUCUCACAGCUAACACCUUCCACAGAUGAACGAUCUUCUCCAAAUAGCUCGAAGUGGCUUAUCGAACGUUGGGUGUCCCAAAUGCGACCAAGAUCGACUCACCCAACAGAGUCAGUCACAAGUGUAGGGCUGGUAGGUCCCCCAAGAUCCUGGUCCAAAUUCCCCUCCUUCAAUAGGGAGGAAAGAAACAGGAACAUAACAUCCAGAGACGAGGUACGGCCUCGGGAUUUCGCUGUCAAGCAUGUCACUUCGGAAGGUCAGAUUAGGUGGGCAACAGAUACGGGUUCUGGGAGAGAUGACCAGCAGACUCACACGCUACCUCGUUCUCUAUCUACAAGAUUCGGUGGAUUGGUCAAGUCCAAGAUGAAUCGAAUGAUGCCGUCGAAAGCUUUACGGCACCGAAUGAGUCAAGUCUUUAUCUCGAGGUCUGUGACCUCGAGCCCACCACACAUGGAAUAUCCUGAAAUGGGCAUCCGGCCUACCGAAUCAGGGUAUACUGAAAUCCAGGCAAUGGGCAGAGAAAUCAAUUAUAUGAAGAGCCGGGCACAUCUACAGACUCCCGAAAGAGACCUUUCAAAGCCCCAUUCUUCCAGAAGCCUGGGGGAUAGAGUAGUUGCACUUAUGCAUGAGGCUAUUGGACAGAGACAUCCAAAACAUGAUGAGCCUCUCCAGUUAGUCGACAUUCCCAUGGUACCAUUUACGCCAAGUUUAGCUAGACAAAGCAUUGCUGCCACCACGACAGAUUUUUUCGUCACGCCCAAGAGCCACCUUUCGGACGAUGGAGAGAGUGACGAAGAAAAGAACGGAGGAGAAGGAGGUUCCGCGAAAGCGAGAGAACGGGAAACCUGCCAGGUGAUCCUUGGCAGUGAUAGGACAUUGUCAAAGCCACUAUUCGCAGCUUCCAUCGCAUAA
This is a messenger RNA of Fusarium graminearum PH-1, 2748 nucleotides long. RefSeq lists its product as uncharacterized. Lineage: Eukaryota; Fungi; Ascomycota; Sordariomycetes; Hypocreales; Nectriaceae. The record is from RefSeq and is a predicted model, not a curated record. Bases 1 to 2748 code for a protein of 915 amino acids. The transcript is spliced from 4 exons.